ACACUUACCAUUUGUCAUUUCAUUCAUCAUCGUCAUCUUCGUGUAUGAACAGCUCUGUUUCCUCUAGAUAUCGUGCGGCCUCAGCACAUAUAGUGCUUCCUAGCAUAACACCCGUGAAUAUGGCCAUAAGCGAUAUUAUACUACCACCCCUCAGGUCAAACGGUUUAUCUGGAAUCACUCCAAACGCACGGUCGUCGCUAUAUAAGGUUCUUCGUCGUACGUUCAGGAGAUUAAAACGUAUAUUCGUUGGUCGCGGUUUUAGUUCGUUUAUACGCAAUAUACUCGCACGGGAGUGGGCCAGAGUGGGCCUAAGCAUCGCACUACGCGCAUGGGUCAAAAUCAUGACAGGCCUGCAGUUGUGCUUUCAGUAUCUUAGAAGCACACAAGCAUCUGAUAUGAAACUUUACCCCGGCAAACCAAAUCAUAAUAAAUAUGCCACCGAAAC
Messenger RNA from Sphaeroforma arctica JP610, 445 nucleotides. RefSeq lists its product as hypothetical. The transcript has a single exon. The record is from RefSeq and is a predicted model, not a curated record. The annotation marks the transcript as partial. NCBI's taxonomy places the organism in Eukaryota, Ichthyosporea, Ichthyophonida.